AUGAGAUAUACUUCUCUAUCUGGUCUGUUGAUACCGGUUUGUUUGGUCGUCAUCGUGCUUUCCAAAUUCUUCGACUGUCAGGAUAUCUGCGAAAACCCUGAAUUAGCGACAUAUGAAAAUGUGACUUCAGAAAACGGUUCAUAUAAAUAUUCUCGUCAUUAUUACUACUCACGAACAAUACGUCACAAUCAGCCGUAUCCAGUUGUUAGUGACAGUUUUAAAAACUUUAGUACCACUCAGGUUGUUACACCGAAAUUUUCGUUUAAAUAUUACGGUAAUGACGUCACUAAAUUUGGGAUUUAUAAUUAUGGCAAAAUAAUAAUGUUCGGAGAAGAAAAACGCAUCGGAACGAUACUUAAUUCUGUUCAGGGCGAUCGUUCGCGUGAAUAUGAGACGAUAGACAACAAUGAUUUCAUUGCUGUCAAAUGGUAUUUUCAGAAACGGUUUUCCGGUACAAGUAUUAUAGUCAAGAUAACUAGUGUGAUACAUUCCAAUGGGAAGAUAUCCCUCUAUUAUGAGAAC
Messenger RNA from Schistosoma guineensis, 522 nucleotides. The record is from the annotation of a GenBank genome assembly. Lineage: Eukaryota; Metazoa; Platyhelminthes; Trematoda; Strigeidida; Schistosomatidae.